AACGUGCGAGCGAGCUAGCUAACGGGGACCAGAAAGGAGGGCGGAAGAAGGGGGAGUGAACCGUACUCGCGCGCGCGAGAGACCGAGAGGGAAAAUCCGGUUGCCUGGCGACGAGCCAUCUAGUUCGAUCCCAGCCAGCCACCCGACCAGCCACCCUCUCCUCCGGUCUUUCCUCGUCAUCGUCGUCGUCGUCGUCGUCGUCGUCGUCGUCGUCGUCGUCGUCGUCGUCGUCGUCGUCACAGGAGCGACGACACCGCUGCGUCGUAUCGAGGAGACCCAGUACUCCGCUCUGCUCCGCUCUGUUCCGUUCCAUUCCGCUUCACUCCACUUGAUUCCGUUCUGUGUUCUGUCGCGCUCCGGCUCUGGUUGGGCUUUUCUUCCCGAGAGCCGAUCAUCUCUCGGCAAUGAGAAAGAGAGAAAGAGAGAGAAGACAAGAGAGCAACCUCGCUCUCUCUAUCUCUCUUUGAGAUCGUUUUCUCGCCGUUGGUCGCGUGGGACGCGACCAACUUCGCGUCCGACAUCCGAGGAUACCCAUUGUCAGUGUCUCCGUUUCCAAUCCGCGGAAGAGUCGGGAAAAGAGUCACCCUUCUCACUGCCCGUACUGCGAGGCAUCAUCGCGUGCGUGUGCGUCGUGUGUCGCGGGGUGAUUCGAUAUUCUGGUGGCGAUGAUACCUCUGCUUGUCGUCGAUGUGUGAAUUUCCGGCGACGCGCGGGGACAUUUCCGAGAGCUUAUCCGACUGAUCUCUUCCGCGGCGCGAGUAUGCGUGAUUGUGACGUGUGACAGCGUGGGAAAUUGCGAGUAUUACGCCCACGCUCUUUCUCUUUUCCCUCCGGCGAGAGAGAAAGAAAGAGAGAUCGUGGCAAGUGCGUUUCCCAAGGACGUCGUUCCCGGUGCAUCUCGCGCGGCGCACGGCGCGCGGCGCGCGGCGCGCUGCAGGCUUGCGCGCACAGGUGGUGUCCUUCGCCUGUCGUAACAAAGCGAGAGGAACUGCGCCCGGCGCCCUUUCGUUUUCGCCUCCAUGAAAUUAUAACAGCGAUCUUCUCGCGAGGAGAAGAAUAGACAUAGGAACCGCGGUACGAAUGAGAGAAGGCGGCGAAAAAUAAUUAGUUUUAACACACACAACGUAUUACACAAGUGUCGAUGUCGUGUAAAAUUAAGACAAAUAAGAUGUAUCAAGAUUAAAUAAAAGUCAUACACACACACACACAAAAUAAGAAAGGGAGAGAUAAAAUGUCAUUGAUCCGAAAUAGAAAAAAUUAAGAAAGCGCGACGAAAGAAGGAGAGAGCAGAUUAAGAGACAAUUUCUCCUCGACGCGAAUCCGAUAUUAAUCUUCAAGUGUGCGAGGGUAAUCAGAAGCAGAAACGAGGAAGAUGAGCGUAGACCGUUGUCACAGUUGGCGAGAUCUCGCAGGCAGGAGCAUCCUGGAAGCGACAACGGCGGCGGCGGCGGCGGCGACGGUAGCCUUCGAUGAAACGCCGUCGUACGGUUCAACGACUUACGAGUUGCGCCCAUAGAGAGCUACGUUUGCACGUAAGGUUCGCGCGCUUAACUGACUGCCUCUUUCCGGAACGUGGCGUAAUACGCGCGACCUGGAUCGUCGCCAACUAUCGGAGAUCGGUUUGACUGAACAACGACGACAAGACUCUCUCGCUCUCUAGUUUCUUCAACAUGUAAUUCCAACAACGAAUCGAAAGUACGAGAGUACAGUUCCUCGCACGACGAAUCAUCGAAUUUACCUUGGAACGAUACGAAAAUUUCCGCGGCGGAAUUCGUGAUAUAGAGCGACAACCGCACACCUACGUUACUCGUGAUUAAAAUGCGAGACUCGUCUUUGAUGCGCCGCGCAAUUGUGGCCGUGAUUCACACGACAGAGAUAUCGCAGAUCCGUACUCUAGAUUAAGUGAUAAGAAGAAACUGUUUCGUUUCGGAAGAGGCGACGCACUCUCUGGAAAAUCCUCGGAUCUUUUUCUCACGGACAGAAAUCUACACGAUUCACGGCAUCAUGUUCCAGUGCAUCAUACAGCAGAGGAACGGCUGGAUUCAUCCUUACACUCCCGACACCAAGGACGUUUUCCCAGAUAUACGGCUACAGCUGAACGAGCAGCUGCGAUGUCUCGACGUGAGGAUGGAGGCGCAAGUCGCCCUCGUGGCCGAGCUCCAGGAUUUUUUUCGCAAAAGGGCGGAACUGGAGCUGGACUACAGCAAGUCUCUCGACAAGAUGGCCAGGAGCAUACAGUUGCGGCAUAAGGAGCAGAAACAAAAGCGGGAACAAUGGCCCCUGUUCUCCAGCUACGCCUGUUGGCAGCAGCUCGUAAACGAGACCAAGUCCCUCAGCAGGGACCAUGCCGCCCUGUCCGAGGUUUACAGCACCCACCUCGUGGGCCGUCUCAAUCAGGUGAUGGAGGACGUGCAGCGAAUUUACAAGCGUUGUCGUGAGAUCGGCUACGAGACACAUGAGGAGAUAUUGCGAGUGCUACACGAGCUGCAUACGACGAUGAAGACCUACCAUGCCUAUCAGGCUGAAUCCAGGCAGGCGGAGACGAAGCUCCGCGUUGCCGAGCAGCAACGCAACAAGCUCGAGGUGGCGAACGCGGACAGCCGUGAGAAGCUCGCGCGCAGUAAGAAAUACAAGCUCAUCGAGAAGGAAGUCAAUAAGAGGAAGAGCAAGUACCAAGAGGCAAAACUGAAGGCACUCAAGGCGAGAAACGAGUAUAUCCUGUGCUUGGAAGCUUCCAACACGACGAUACACAAGUAUUUCGUCGAUGACCUGUCCGAUCUUAUUGACUGUAUGGACUUUGGAUUCCACAAUUGCAUAGCAAGAGCACUGCUGAUGCAUUGCAGCGCGGAGGAGGGUAGGCAACGUUCUCUGCAAUCUGGCGCCGAACAAUUAGCUGCGUUCGUCGGUGCACUCGACUCCCGGGCGGAUAAGCAGAGAUUCCUGGAGUCUCAUCACGCGGCCUUUAUGAUUCCUAAGAAGUUUGAAUUCCAAGGACAGCGUGGAGAUGAGACGCCUGAACCCGAACUGCAAAAGAUGCUGCACUCGGAGAUGGAACAACGAUUGCAGCAACUACAGCAGAGGGUGACGUCUUUGCGAACCGAAUCGGAGGAGGUGUGGAAGACACUGGAAACGGCGGAGGCUAGCCUUCUCGAGAUGCUGACCGCCAAAGAUUACGACUGUUCGAGAUACUUUGGCGAGAAUGCUGUACCUACGUCGAGGCCGCCGGAGACACUGCAGAUCAAGUUGCGAGCUGACAGACAGGAGACUGAAGAAUUCUACCUCACGAAAUUCAGGGAGUACCUUCUCGGGACGUCGAGAAUAGCCAGGUUAGACGCGAAACAGGAGUACAUCCGGCAGAGCCUUUUGGAUGGCUCAAACGCCAGUCCAAACCCGUCGAUUUCCGCGACGAAGCAGAAGCAGGCGCGUCGCAAGCGAAUCGGUCGCCUGCAGAUGAACGGUCAACCGAAACUGUUCGGCGGUUCACUCGAGGAGUACUUGGAGAGCACAAAUCAGGAAAUACCGCUGAUCAUGAAGAGUUGCAUUCGCGUGAUCAAUCUGUACGGCUUACACCAUCAGGGUAUCUUCCGCGUGUCGGGGUCGCAGGUAGAAAUUAACAACUUCCGCGAGUGGUUCGAGCGUGGCGAGGAUCCACUUGCGGAUGUUACCGACGCUUCGGAUAUCAACAGCGUCGCUGGCGUGUUGAAGCUCUAUCUGAGGGAGUUGCGCGAACCCCUCUUUCCCAUCAUUUAUUUCGAGCAUCUGAUGGAAUUGGCGCAGCUCGAAUCGAAGCAAGAUUUUGUUAACAAGAUGAAGGAAAUGAUUGCGAGUCUGCCGCGACCAGUCGUAAUCGUUAUGCGAUAUCUUUUCGCUUUUCUCAACCAUCUGUCGGAAUUCUCGGAUGAAAAUAUGAUGGAUCCCUACAACCUGGCUAUCUGUUUCGGUCCGACCUUGGUGCCUGUUCCGGAAGACAAAGAUCAGGUCCAAUAUCAAAAUCAGGUCAAUGAGCUUAUUAAAAAUAUUAUCACCUUUUGUGAAGAAAUUUUCCCAGAGGAUAUCGGAGGCACUCAAUACGAGAAAUACAUUAGCAGGGAACCCGACGACGUGGAUGUGGGGGAUUCGCCGACGGAUCAAGCUCAGGAAGACAUGGACUCGGAAGUUUACCCGUCCGAAGAUGAAUCGGAGAAUCUCGAAGCUACAGCUCAGUUUGAUUUUAAUGCGAGAUCUGAAAGAGAGCUGAGUUUCAAAAAGGGCGACACCUUGACGCUGUACACGCAGGUCAGCAAUGAUUGGUGGCGGGGCGCUCUGGCUGGCAGAGAGGGAUUGAUUCCCGAUAAAUAUAUUAUGCUCAAGAUAAAGGAUGAGGAGCGUGAGAAGGAACUUUUAAAAUCGUCCAGCGAGGAAUCUAUGCGCAGAAGAGCGUCUAGUUCAGCGGAUAGCGUAUUAUCAAGUAAUAACUCGCCGCUCAUGGGCCCGUCAGCGAAUCCAAGCACCUGGUCAUCCGGCGCGGCGUCCGAUAUGUCAUCAUCCGCCACGACGAACAUGAUAACGGACAAUAGUAAUGCCAGUGGUAUUAUCGCGUCUGUGGUGACGAAUGUGCCCUGCAUCUCGUCGUCGGCGCAACCGAUCAUCAGUCGAGAGAUGAGAUCAAAAGGAAUGCCGCUCGCGCAGGGAGCCUGCUUGUCUCCAGCGGAUAUUCUUUCGGCUUCCGAGGCUGAUUCCGUGACUUCGUCGAGGCCGGCCAGGACGUCCACUCCUACGGAAAACGAGAAGCAUUCGGAGCAACAUCGGAAUAACGCGGAUGGCAUUCUCCAGGUUGCCCUGGAAAAUAAUGUCGACUGCGGCAUCGACGGCGGUAGCGCGAAUUCCACUCAGCAGCAGCAGCAGCAGCAGCAACGAGGCGGAGGCAGCAAUGAGGAGAUCGCCAACGAGGAUCUGGGGCGCAACGUCCUGGCAAUGAUGUCGUUGGAUGGUAUCGUGACGAAACGCAGCGCCGCCGGUCGAAAGCAGCAGCAUUGGAAGUCGCAGAGCGUCGGCGAGAACGUGCUGGCGCAGCAGCAUCAGCAGCUGCAGUUGCUGUCGCACGCGAACUCUAUGCCAACCUCGACGACAACAAUCGCCGCGAUAGCGGCGGGAACGACAACAACGACGACAACGACCAUCUUAACGCCGGAUGCCGACGAGUCGCAUCAGGAUCAACAGCAAACGACCAACUUCUCGGCGAACCGUGAACUCUGGCAGCGUCGCGCCACUUCCCAAACGCAGCCGACCCCCAGAUCGUCGUCCUACUCCCGCACAUCCCAGGAGUUUCGCGAGAUGAGACAGAAGCACACGCCCGACCUAGUGAUGGAUCUGCCGCUGUCGGCGCAGGAUCCGGUCGGCAAGAAAUCCGCGUCGUCCAGCAGUCUAAGUAGCUCGGACGAAGAGACGACGAUGCCGUUAUCCUUAUUGGCGCAGCAGCAGCAGCAGACGCCACCCUCGCGAGCGGAGGCGGCCACAUCGCCAACCGGCGGUCCCGAGUCACCGGACAUGAGCACCGCUGCCGAGCGCUUCGCCAAGCAGAAUCAGUGCACCCUGAAGAAAAACACGAAGACCGUGAAUUCAGAGAACGCCGCUACCACCGCUGGCAACAACAAGCUGAAGCGAAUCGAGACAACGGCGGCAGAGCAUGACGGAACGGGGGGCAUCGUCGUCGUCGACGUGGAAAACGACGAGAUCGUCCGAUCGGUCAGCUCGAAUCAGAUUACCGUCGACAGCGUCAGCGGUGGUGGUGGUGGUGGUGGUGGUGGUGGUGGUGGUAGCGGAGGAAGUAGCGGAAGUGGAGGGAUACCACUCAGGUCACCCUUGCCGCCGCGCUCCACCCCCAAAAUCGUCGCCAAGUUCGCCGACAUGCAUCUGACCGGCGGCAGCCAGGUGGUUUCGUCGUUCAAGCCGCAGGUCAAGGUCAAGCCGACGAUCCUGCGCAAACCGGUGUUGCCGUUUCCGCAUCCGCAUAUGAGCCCCGAGCUCGCGCGCAAGAUCGAGAAACAGGCGCAGAGCGCGGAGCAGGCCAACUAGAUUUUGCCAUACGAUCGUCGCCGAGCGGAGCCGAGAAAAGUCACAUUUAUUCGUGAUCGUCGUGCGCUUGGCACUCCGGCCAGCAGCGUUGCUUCUCGAGUUCACUGAUGAUAUUCAGGUUUCAAGAGAGACACGCGCAAGUUCCAUUUUUCCUGAUUCUUCCUAAAGUCGAAUCCCUCGAGUCGCGGUCGCUUUUCGAACGAUGUUACUUGACAAUAACCGUUCCCUGUCGCGAGCGCGGAGCCGCGUGUGGGAAAUACGAUAGAAAAAAAAGAAAGAGAAAAAACGGAACUUGGGCCAUCGCCGGGGCGUCAAGCCGUGAUCGCAGCCUCCGUCGAGAUCUCGUCGUUUCCGAGGCGAGCGUGUAACGUUAUAGAUUUUAGAGUGAUGUACGAAAACGCGACCACCCAUCGACCAGUUACUCCGCCCAGUCGCGAGGACUUGUACCGCAUUAAUUAUCGUGCCCGAGAAGAAAGGAAAGCCGCCGCGAGAUAGCGGCGCGCGUGUCAAAUCGAUGAUACAAAUCUUGGCGAAGCUGCGGCGCUAUCCUCGCGGGGACGAGUUUAUUUUUUCUACAGAUGUUUUCCAUUUUCGCAUAAUUUUUUUACCAAAUGAUUCGCGCGAAGCGACGUUUCUAGUCAUCGAGCGAAGAUAAGAAUAAGAGAAAAAAAAUGAGAAAAAGAACGAAAGAGAGAAAUGGAAGUGUGAAAGUGCGUGUGUGCGUGUGUGUAUGCAUGAGAGAGAGAGAGAGAAAGAAAGGGAAGGAGGGGGAGUGAGAGAAAAAGACGUUAGCAUCGAAGAACAUGUAAUGUUUGGAGGUAUAAUUUAUUUUUUAGCGCAUGCCCAAUGUAUACGUCAGUGAUGGAUUUUCCUGUUACUAUUGUCGCUCUAUACUCUUGAUGAGUACCGUCGCGAGUCGCGAAACGUAGCAAGCGCGUUCGAUGGUUCCUUUAUAUACGCGAGCGAAUGUCAGUAUGAGUUUAAAGAGAAAAAGAAAGAGAGGAGUAGGAGGAAAGAGGAUCGUGGCAUUCCUCGACCUUCUCACCUCCCGAGACGACUCCCUUGGUCACGAGUCUAGGUCGGUUUCCCUGUUACAGAGGACGGAAGUAAGAGAAUGAGAGAGAGAGAGAGAGAGAGAGAGAGAGAAGAGGGUCUUCGGGUCCCGCGACUUUUAUCGAUAGAUUUAUUGUAAUAGAAUAUGUUACACUACUAUGAUGUAUACCGCGUGCCGAUUUUAAUUAUAGGUACUAACUAAUCCAAACAGCGAUGUUCGAUAUAUUCGAGAUAAAGAUAAAGCAAGAGAAAGAGAAAAAAAAAGGGGAAAGAGAAUCUGGCUAGGUAAUUAUGACGACGAAGACGCGAAUAUUAAUCGAUUGACGCAGCGUCACAAGCUGUCGCUUGUUAUUCCAAUGAAAGGUACCAAUGAGAUGAGAGUAAAGGAAAGAGGAAGGAAGAAUUAAAGGGAACAGGAGACAGCAUACCCUCUGCGAUUCACCUCAAUGUUAUUCCCGCACCUUCCCCUAUAAUCAAUCGAGAGGAGGAGGAAGAGAGGAGGAACUUGUAUUCGUGAUUUAACGAUCUUAACUAUCGUAUACGUUAACACGCGAAAAAAAAUGUAUACCAUGUAAGUGCGUAUUUGCGAAGAGAUCCGUUCGCUUGACAGGAUUCACACGAAUCGACGGCGAAUUCCAAGAAUCGCGCGUUUUAAAACUAGCGCAAUGCUCCCCUCACUUUAUGUGUGUAUCGACUAAAUGUUUAGCACGUGUUAAGCGGUCUUAGCGUCAUCGGCGUUGUUACAAACUUUGUCACGGAUAUCCAUAUUAAUGUCUCGAUGCGCACGAUUAAUUCGCGUCCCCUAAAAGUGGAACCCUUGGCUUCUGGGAGGAGAUUUUGGUCUAGAAAGUGAGGUAAACUUUGUGAUUUUUUGAAAACUAUUGAAUAUAGAAGUGCAAGAUGGUUUUUCAAAUAGAGAUAGAAAUUCUUCAAUCUUGCCGUUAUUUUAAAACCAUAUAUUUUUAGCUGUUUAUAGCUUUGAGAAUAUUGAAUUUAGAGAUUUUAAAAAAUUCAUGCAUAUAGUUUAAAUAUGAAUAUGUAUCCAAAAUUUUAUAUUUCUAUUUCAACAGCUUUCCUUUUAAAAAAUCAUAAAGUUUAAUCUUGAAAAUCAUUUUCUUAAUCAAAAUUCUUUUGUAAUUCCUUCGACAUUUCUAAUAGACUUGAGGUUUCUUCAAUACAAUCUCGAUAUUAGGUAUCGUUUGUAAUUUAAUCCGAAGUAUAUUGAAUGAAUACGAUUUAUUCAAAAUCUCGAAGUAAACAACUGUAACACGUGAUUUAUAAAUCACGAAGAGGUCUUCUGUUUUUAACAAUAGUGUAUUUGGGACACCUCGACUGUAGAAAGAUCGAUUUUCCGAUUGUCAAAAAUUAAAUCUGUCGUUUGGGAUUAAUGUGUAUCGUAAAGAACUAUAGAUCGAAUAUUCAGAAAAAAAGUUUGAAACACAACAGCACUGGCCGACGUGAGGACCGCUUAAUAUCGCAGGCGCUGUACCCACCGCACUUAUGAAAUACCAAAGCGAAAUGAAUACGCCCCUCGUCCACACGUUGACUCGCACAAUAAUUUGUGAUUAUACCGAUCCGGUGCUUCGAUCUUUAAACGUUGCCUCAUCGUUUCUUGUCUUUUUUUUUUCUUUUUUUAUCGCCAUGCAUCCGUGGACUGCGUAUUUUUAUAUAGCAAUUUCUUCGUUUCUCUUUUUUUUUUUUUUUAACAUGGCGCCGCCCUUCAGCGCCGGACGAUAACAAGUUUUUAAACAGAUCUGUAAACGUAAUUUAAUACACAUAUAAUUUAGUGUAGCCACGUCUUAUCAGUGGAUGAUCCGAGAGGUGCGUAAUAGCUUAAUUGAUAAUCUCUCCCGUUAAGGCUAAUGACACAUAUGGAUAUCGAUAAUAAACGAAUUUACAGGCUACAUUA
Molecule: messenger RNA, 9016 nt
Organism: Solenopsis invicta (red fire ant)
Lineage: Eukaryota; Metazoa; Arthropoda; Insecta; Hymenoptera; Formicidae
Product: SLIT-ROBO Rho GTPase-activating protein 1
Exons: 14
Coding region: 2005-6054 (1349 amino acids)
Biological process (GO): negative regulation of cell migration; signal transduction
Cellular component (GO): cytoplasm
Molecular function (GO): protein binding
Source: RefSeq, a predicted model, not a curated record